CGGCGCGGCGCGGCCGGGCGCUCUUAAGGCGCCGGGGCCGGCGGUGGCGCGGGUGGCGGCGGCGAGUUGGGCCGGCAGCGGCGGGGACCGGCCUCAUGCACUGCACCAGAGUAUUAGACUACUUUCCUCACAAGCAAGCAAUGGCUGUGGAUGUAGCAAUGCAGCUGUACCUGUGCCCUUCGCCCUUGCGGAGAGAGAAGCGUGCCUGCAAAAUGGCUCCAAAGCCAAUCAAGCCGCUGCGACCCUGCAUCCAGCUGAACAGCAAGACUGUGCUGAGCGGGCCAGAAGAGGCACCAAACUCCUUUACAGAAAACAAGGUGAAGAAGAAGGUGUCAUUUGCAGAUAGCAGGGGCUUUGCUCUGACGAUGGUGAAGGUGUUCUCAGAGUUUGACGAUCCCCUAGAUAUUCCUUUCAAUAUCACUGAGCUGAUAGACAACAUCGUGGGGCUAACGACAGUGGAGAGAAACACCUUUGUCCUAGACUUCAUUCAGCCCUCUGUGGACUACUUGGACUUCAGGAACCGUCUUCAGGCAGACUGUGUGUGCCUUGAAAACUGCAUGCUCAAGGAGCGGUCUGUUGUGGGCACCGUGAAGGUGAAGAAUCUUGCUUUUGAAAAGACUGUGAGGAUCAGGAUGACAUUUGACACCUGGAAAAGCUUUGUAGACUACCCAUGCCAGUAUGUCAAGGAUAUGUACGAAGGGUCAGACAGGGACACGUUUUCCUUUGACAUCAGCUUGCCGGAGGGAAUUCAAUCCCAUGAAAGAGUGGAGUUUGCCAUCUCCUUUGAGUGUAAUGGGAAAGUGUACUGGGACAGCAACAAGGGCACAAAUUACAGGAUCAUACGGUCAGAACUGAAGUCUGCCCAGGAAGCGUUUCGCCCUUCAAGUGGCCCUGACUUCGGAAGCGCCUUUGAUCAGUUUGGGAGUCCCCGGUGCUCCUACGGCCUGUUUCCUGAGUGGCCGAGCUACUCGGGCUAUGAGAAGUUAGGGCCUUACUAUUAAUCUGAGGGCCAAGUCCUGACUAACUGUUGCCGGCAUGUCUGCAGGCCUGGGAGCUGGUCUGAACAUGAGGCGUGUCAAAAAGUGGAAGAAGUGAUGUUUCAUGUAGUCCUGCAGGAGCCUCCCAGCAAAAUGGGAUGAGCGUAGCACUCUGCUGGAGGUUGACUUAGGGUCAGGGAAGAGUCUCUGGCAUAGUGGGCUACCUUCCCCAUCUUAAGUCAGACCACUGGCUCUCCAGAUGCUCAAAGGAACAGGAGAUGCUGGUCCAUUCACUGCUGCUAGUCCUUCCUCUUCUGUGAAGCUGCUAGUCUCCAGAGAAACACAUGCCACAGCGCUUGUAUUGUCCAUCUAAGCUAUGUAGUGGUUGUUGGUUUGUCUGUUGCUUGCUAGUGUUAAAAAGCUUUUUUCUAAGUAUUUUCUAGUAUUUCUUUAGUAUGCUGCACUUCAGCUUUGUGGCAGAGCUCCUCCUGCAAAGCUGAGCUGUGCCUGUCAGGAUAUAAUAACUUAUAAACUGGUUUGCUUGUGGGGGACUGAGUCCUCUUCUCACACCCUUCCCUGUAGUGUGGGGUCCUCUCUGCUUGAGGUGGAAGAGGGGUUUUGGAAAUGAAAAUGCAAUUGUGAUGAUGGGAAAUGUGACCCUGUGGCCUGCCAUAUUAGGAGACAUGUGCCCCUGCAGGAGAAUGCGUGUAUAUGGUGUAUAGUCACCAGUUGUUCUAUCAGCUGAUCUUGAAAAGCUUUCAUCAUACCUUUGGUGUUAUCUAAAAACAGAGCUGAGCUAUAGAUGUGUGGUGCUCCUAACAGCUGUGGGUUGACAGCCUUGACUGUUUUCUUCAGAACCUUCCCUUUUUAAAUCAAAGUAACAGAUGAUGCUUUUGCCCUUGAUGCACAUCUGAAGUCAGCUGUUGGCCUUGCUUGGGUCCUGGAAAUGCAGUUCUCUCUCCCACAGACUGUAAAGCAGGGUCUUGCUCUGCCUGCAAUGGCUGGGGCCAGUGCAGAGAGCUGUGUCCAGGCAUCAUGGAAGUUAAACAUGAACAAACCACACAGCUGCUCUCUGCCAUGUCCCACUAAGAGAAGGCCACAGAACCUGCUGUUGUGGAAGUGACUCGACUGAGAAAGUGGUGGUACAUGCAAUCCCAGCAGUAGUUUGCCUGUUGAUCUCCAAGCCUCUUGUGUACUAGCUGAGCAGAAUAACUUAAUCCUCAUGGUCAAAGGGAGAGUGGUGAAUAGUUUGUAGAAACAGGUCAAGAGAAUAUAUUUUUCUUCUAGUGCAUAAGCUUUUUCUUUUGGGGGGGGGUGCCUGCAAUAGCCUCUGGAGGGGCUGGAGAGAAGCAAAGUACUAGACUACUUAACUUUUAAACUUAGCUUUUAAUUCUGGAGACUACUGUAUAAAAUACUUCUAAGCUGUUUUGCUCUAACUUAGGAGGUAUACUGAGCUCACUGUUGGAUACUGAAAGGACAAGAAGAGCCUGCAGGAAGAAUGGCUAGCCUUCAAUUGCUGCUUUCUUUUUUUUUUUUUUUUCUCCUUCUCUUCUCUCCUCUAAGCCCAACAUCAGUGUAUCUUAUCACUGUGCUUGAUCAAAUUCCAGGCAGCAAAUUUACUUGCUAGCCCAGUGCUCAUCAGGCUUGAUAUCUCUGUUCAAACAGCUUCCUGCAUCCUCUAACAUGGUCUCUCUUGAGGGACCACUGCCUAGCUUGGCUUGAAGCUGUUUUUAGACUUAAAGCAAAUAUGAGUGAUACUGAUCUAGGAUUUAGUGUGUGAUGUUAAUGCUCUAAAACACUGACGGCAGAAGAGCUGCGUUCUCCUAGCAUGUGCUCGCGCCUGGGGAAGGCUGGUGGUGGUCUGAAGGGAGGCAUGCAUGUCCAGGGUGCUGUGGAUGGUGGAAUCUCCUUUGGGGCCUGUGUGUUUUCAGGCCGUGGAAGUGGUGUGCUUAGGGAAGAGUAUGGAAUAUAAGCUAGAAGAGCAAUACCAUAAGUAAAAGAUGGCUUGGAACUGACUAUCUGACCAAUAGUGGUUUAAAAUUACUACUUGUGGCCUUUCCCCUUCUCCCUUUUUCCAUUGCUAAUGUGAAUGUAGAAGUGAGGGGUUGCUCCCCUCACUCUAUGCCUGGAAGUGCCUUGUGGGGUUUUCUGCAUGUUUGUUUUUAAAAGAUAUUUUUGUACACAACACUCAAGUCAAAAAUGCACUUUAUAAUCGCAGUGUAAUGACUCUUUUAAAACUGUGGUUCUGUUUUUAUCUGAUUGUUAAAAUAAAGAUGGAACAAAACA
Molecule: messenger RNA, 3263 nt
Organism: Dromaius novaehollandiae (emu)
Lineage: Eukaryota; Metazoa; Chordata; Aves; Casuariiformes; Dromaiidae
Gene: PPP1R3B
Product: protein phosphatase 1 regulatory subunit 3B
Exons: 2
Coding region: 96-1001 (301 amino acids)
Biological process (GO): regulation of glycogen biosynthetic process
Cellular component (GO): protein phosphatase type 1 complex
Molecular function (GO): glycogen binding; protein phosphatase 1 binding
Source: RefSeq, a predicted model, not a curated record